UUUCUUUAUAAGUAGACGAUCGUCAAUGCGUUUUCCGAUCAGAUUGAACAUGAAUUCGUUUGCUUUGGUGCUGCUUUUAUUUAGCUGCCUUUUGGCUGUAGCUUUUGCUGAGCCUGGCAAGGUUUACAUCAUGGGAGAGUGCGUUGACUGUAAUCGAGAUGGCGUGCCCGAGACGCCCUUUCCUGUCCGUGAUUCAGGUGCUGCUGUUCAGACAUUGACAACUGGCGCUGCAGCUUUUGGUCUUCUAUACUAUUCUAUUGGCGCUUUGCUACGCAAUAUGCCGCACUAAGUGUGUAUAAAGAAAUUAAUGAAUAAAUAAAGUGUAAUAAGCACAAAACAAAAUUGAA
Molecule: messenger RNA, 347 nt
Organism: Drosophila sulfurigaster albostrigata
Lineage: Eukaryota; Metazoa; Arthropoda; Insecta; Diptera; Drosophilidae
Gene: BomT2
Product: bomanin Tailed 2
Exons: 2
Coding region: 26-289 (87 amino acids)
Biological process (GO): defense response
Source: RefSeq, a predicted model, not a curated record